Molecule: messenger RNA, 2728 nt
Organism: Clarias gariepinus (North African catfish)
Lineage: Eukaryota; Metazoa; Chordata; Actinopteri; Siluriformes; Clariidae
Gene: mmd2a
Product: monocyte to macrophage differentiation-associated 2a
Exons: 6
Coding region: 863-1660 (265 amino acids)
Cellular component (GO): membrane
Molecular function (GO): pore-forming activity
Source: RefSeq, a predicted model, not a curated record
AUACAAAUUAACAGAAUAAUUUAAUUACGACUUUGGCCACAGAAGAAGGUUUGAUCAUUUCUCCAUGCCAGUGCAGUAAGCAGUUCCUCAUUGAGACCCUGAUGGAAAGCUGAUAGAACACUGGUUUGUUCCACCUGCUCUCUGGUGGUCGAAACAGUGCACACAUGUCUUUAGUCCCCUUGUUGUACCUCCUUGCCCUUGUGCAUCAAAUUCAAAGCUCCUUCUUUUCAACCAAGGGAGCAUUUUUUCGGUGAGAAAGUUCAGGAACUGAGCUGUCUUGGUUCGAUCUGAAACCUUAUGUUACCUGGAGAAAUAUAAUGAGUAUUAGAGCAGGGAGCCCUUACACACUGCUGGCUUCUCCAAGUUCUAGUCUGGGUGUGUGAUGGGAGAAGCAGUGAGAUGAUGCAGGGCCGCUGGCUGAACCACAUUGGUGGCUUUCAUUUGUGGCCUUUUUGAUUCUUUGGUGUUACUCAUCGAUUGUGUAAUUAGAGCUUGAUACCAAUUGAAUUUGAGCUCCUGCAUCCAUGUGACAGUGAUGUAUUAUGUCAGGAAUAAAUCAGAUUUGAAUAAACCAAGCAAACAAAACAAAUGUGAAUCAAAAUGAGAAACAUAUGACAGGCAGCGGUGAGAAGAUCAGCAAACAAUCAGGGCAAAACCAAAUCAGGUUAAAAAACAGGACACUACAGCUUGGUUCAAGGACAUAGAGUGUGUACCUCUCAGCGAAUUCUUGCAUUCAGACUCAGAGUGUGUGUGUGUGUGUGUUUGUGUGUGUAUUCGAGUCCAGCUGUACACAGUCAGUAAUCAGGUGAACUGGAACGUGUCUCCUGGGAUUUGGUGUCCUCAGUGGGAACGUUAGUAAGCCAUGCUGAGUUCUGGGAAAUGUUCUAAAUCUUGUGCGUACAUGACAUGUUUACAGAGUAACAGAGCAGAUCGUGAUUAUCAGAUAAGAUGUGUUUGUUGUUUCAGAUUCAUGAACUCUCGAGUGCCAUCCAGCAAAAGGUAUCAGCCCACCGAGUAUGAACAUGCAGCCAACUGCGCUACACAUGGAUUUUGGAUUAUUCCCAGUAUCGUGGGCAGUUCGCUGUUGUACUUCCUGUCUGAUGACCAAUGGGAAAGCAUCACAGCAUGGCUGUACGGCACUGGACUGUCUGGCUUGUUCAUCAUGUCCACGAUGUUCCACACUGUAAGCUGGAAGAAGAGUCACUUGCAGAUCGUAGAGCAGCGCUUCCACAUGUGUGAUAGGAUGGUGAUUUAUUUCUUCAUCGCUGCCUCUUACACCCCCUGGUUGAACCUGAGGGAGCUCGGGCCCUGGGCGGCACACAUGCGCUGGCUGGUGUGGAUCAUGGCCUGCGUGGGCUCCGCUUACGUCUUCUUCUUUCAUGAAAAGAAUAAGAUAUUGGACCUGAUUUGUUACACAGUCAUGGGAGCUGUUCCUGCACUCGUGCUUCUGUCGAUGCCAAACAGAGAGGGCGUGUUGGAGUUGUCAAUGGGUGGAGUCUUUUACUGCAUGGGUGUGGUUUUCUUCAAGAGUGACGGCCUUGUACCUUUCGCUCACGCCAUCUGGCACGUCUUUGUGGCUAUAGGAGCCGCCAUCCACUAUUAUGCCAUCUGGAAGUAUCUUUAUGCGACAGGAAGCAGCCACAUUCGAAGCGCCAGGUGACACACGGAGCUGCUGAUGAACAUCUCACACACACACACACACACACACUGCCUGGGCCAGGAGGCUCUAUGUGUGUAAAUGGAUAAUUCAGUUUACUGAAGAAAAAAUAAAAACACGUGUCUGCUGAACUCUACUGAAGAACCCUACGCAUAGAGAACAGAUGGAGGAUGAAGUUUACUUCUACUGAUCAGCCAUAACAUUAUAAACAGAACCUUGUGCCCAAUAUGGUGUAGGCUCCACCUGUGCCACUGGGGUGGCUCCGGCCCAUCAGGACGUGGCUCUAGAGGGCUUGUAGGGCGGGCCCUCUGUCGAUCAGUUGUCUGGUGCAUCCCUUGGGCUCUUUGCCUGCUGGGCCGUGUGCACUGUGGGUCACUGGGAGUUCUGGUGUUCUUCUAUCACUGGCAGCAUUGAUUUUUAUUUCAUUGAUUUGUGCCGUGUUGGCUUUUCUGUGAGAUCGGACCUGACGGACGGGCCUUUUGGUCCCUGUGGGCAUGGCUGAGCUUUCGCUGCCCGUGAUCCUGUGAACAAUUUACUGGUUAUUAUAUAAUUCAACUUCUUUAAUUAACGUUAAUGUUGUGGCUGUUCGGUUUAUAUUUAGGGUUUGAGAACGUGUUAGUUAUUCUACAUGGGUGUGUAAUUCUCAUUAAUUUAUUGAAAGCACAAUUCCAUUUUUGUUGUGCUUCACUCUUGUUUUACUUGCAUUUAUCACAGUAUUUAAACACAGCACUUUGUUUUGUACGAGGAAGAUUCUCAGGACUGUAUGUACUGUAUAGUGUUUGUGUCUGAAUUCUCAUGGACACUUUGAUUUAUCUGCUGCAGAAUUAUACAAUUAUUAAAUGAUUAAAGACAACAAAACACUGUGAUGUGACUAAUAAAUAUCAGCGGAGGCUGAGACAUACUUGUUUUUUUGUUUUAAUCGUAGCAUUUUAAGAGAAACGAUUCAACCUGUGAACUUGCUAUGAGAAACUGGAGCGACACAGCAGCUGUUAGAGCAUAACGUCAAUGUUUAUCAAUGUUAAGUGUUAAGUGUUUUCAAUGUUAUAAUGAUCUGACUUAUAAAGAACAUCA